Messenger RNA from Ruditapes philippinarum (Manila clam), 474 nucleotides. RefSeq lists its product as uncharacterized. The coding region runs from base 1 to 474 and encodes 157 amino acids. NCBI's taxonomy places the organism in Eukaryota, Metazoa, Mollusca, Bivalvia, Venerida, Veneridae. The record is from RefSeq and is a predicted model, not a curated record. The transcript has a single exon.
AUGCGAAUAUCACGUGCAUUUCGGAUAGGAAAGCCCAAACGACAACAAUACCCGGACAAACCUUAUAUUCGUCCAAUACUGGUAUCUUUCUCUGAACAAUCUAAUGCAGACAGCGUCAUGGAGAAUGCCAAGCUACUAAAGAACACCAAAUUUGGUCUAUCCCGGGAUUACCCGAAAGAAAUUCGUGAAGCACGUCAAGAAUUAUGGCACGAUUACAAGGAUGCGAGGUCAAAAUAUGGCCCCCGAAAUGUCAAGCUUAAGUAUCCUGCUGCCUUGGAAGUAAACGGAGAAACAUUACGCAAUUUAUUCCCUGGAUGGCACUCAAUUCUACGAGGCUCACGUAACUCUAACGUGGAAUCACGUGUCAACGAGACUUACACGAGAGCAGCUGAGAAAUCAUCUAUACUCGCACGUGACGAGACCCUCAUCGAGGAAGAAACAGGGGAUGACACUGAUUCGAUUCAAAAGCGAUGA